This is a messenger RNA of Pungitius pungitius (ninespine stickleback), 2687 nucleotides long. RefSeq names its product ezrin a (gene ezra). The transcript has 13 exons. Gene Ontology annotation, molecular function: actin binding; cell adhesion molecule binding. The record is from RefSeq and is a predicted model, not a curated record. Lineage: Eukaryota; Metazoa; Chordata; Actinopteri; Perciformes; Gasterosteidae. Gene Ontology annotation, cellular component: filopodium; cytoskeleton; microvillus. Gene Ontology annotation, biological process: positive regulation of protein localization to early endosome; regulation of organelle assembly; positive regulation of early endosome to late endosome transport. Bases 140 to 2368 code for a protein of 742 amino acids.
CUUCAUUUCAUAUGUUUAUGAAUAUAAAAAUAGGAAGAAUUCUUUUGGAGCAGUAAAUUGUCCCGUUGAGAAGCUGCAGCAACAACAUUCUGGUCUUGUUUUGACUCACUGAUUGUAAACUGACUAUUUUUUAGCAUAAAUGUUGUCGUUAAUUGCACUGAAUAUCAAUGAAACUCAAAAAGCACAUAGUCUGUAUCCCUCUGAAUUCGUCCUGAUUGACAUUCUCUCUGCACAGUUGUCAUUAAAGUCCGUGCACCUCAGAGCUCUCCCGAGUGUUUGCGUUUCUCCGCUGGCUUUACAGCCGCCCAUGACUCACUCGUGUCACCUCCAAACGGGGCAGCACAAACAGUACGCCCAUGACGCUACGCGCCUGCGACCAAAGGUCACCGUUUCCGGUGGUGAGACCCCCCUCCCCCCUCACGCGUCGGCCCCCGAGGUUCAAAGGACACCAGGCCCCGCCCUUCGGCGUGCCGGCGAGCGAGGUCCCGCUGGCAGUCGUCCACUGCAGCCCCGGGAGACACUUUGUUCACCUUGUCCUGCUGGAGCGCGUCCACCGACCGGAGCCACGAUGCCCAAAACAGUCAACGUUCGCGUGACCUCCAUGGACGCUGAGCUGGAGUUCUCCUUCCACCCAAACACCACGGGGAAGCAGCUCUUUGACCAGGUGGCCAGAACCAUCGGACUGCGUGAGAUUUGGUACUUUGGGCUUCAGUUUGUCGACUCUAAAGGAUUCAUCACCUGGCUGAACUCUGAUAAGAAGGUGAUGGUGCAGGAUGUGAGGAAGGAGACCCCCCUGCAGUUCAAGCUGAGGGUCAAGUUCUUCCCGGAGGACGCGGCCGAGGAGCUGAUCCAGGACGUCACCCGCCGGCUGUUCUUCCUGCAGGUGAAGGAGCAGAUCCUGGGGGAGGAGGUCUACUGCCCGCCGGAGUCCGCCGUGCUGCUGGGCUCUUACGCCGUGCAGGCCAAGUACGGAGAGCAGGACAAGUCGGCGCUGGAGCCGGGCUACCUGUCCUCCGAGCGCCUGCUGCCCAGGAGAGUGCUGGACCAACACAAGCUGUCCAAGGAGCAGUGGGAGGAGAGGAUCCAGGUCUGGCACGAGGAGCACAGGUCGAUGCUGAAGGAAGAGGCCAUGAUCGAGUACCUGAAGAUCGCUCAGGACCUGGAGAUGUACGGCGUCAACUACUUCGAGAUCAAGAACAAGAAGGGCUCGGACCUGUGGCUCGGGGUCGACGCUCUGGGGCUCAACAUCUACGAGAAGAACGACAAGCUUUCUCCGAAGAUCGGCUUCCCCUGGAGUGAAAUCAGGAACAUUUCUUUCAACGAUAAGAAAUUCAUCAUCAAGCCCAUUGAUAAGAAAGCUCCUGACUUUAUUUUCUACGCUCCGCGGCUGCGAGUCAACAAGCGCAUCCUGCAGCUGUGCAUGGGCAACCACGAGCUGUUCAUGCGCCGCCGCAAGCCCGACACCAUCGAGGUGCAGCAGAUGAAGGCCCAGGCCAAAGAGGAGAGGCUGCAGAAGAAGAUGGAGAGGGAUCAGCUGGACGGCGAGAAGAAGAAGAGGGAGGCCAUGGAGAAGGAGAAGGAGCAGAUGGAGAGAGAGAAGCGGGAGCUGAUGAUGAAGCUCUCCCAGUUUGAGGAGACGACCAAGAGAGCCGAGCGAGAGCUUCAGGAGCAGCUGGACAGGGCCAUGAGGCUGGAGGAGGAGAGGAGGAGGGUGGAGCAGGAGGCGGCCCGGCUGGAGGCUGAGAGGAUGGAGGCCAUAAUUGCCAAGGAGGAGCUGGCCAGGCAAGCCGAGGACCAGAUAAGGAGCCAGGAGCAGCUGACUCUGGAGCUGGCUGAUUACAGCGCCAAGAUCACCAUGCUAGAGGAGAUCAAGAGAGUCAAGGAGGAGGAGGCCGAGUCAUGGCACAGCAAGGCGAAAGAAGUGGAGGAGAACCUGAUCAAGACGAAGGAGGAGCUCCACAGCGUGAGGAGCUCCACCAACUUAAUUCCCGUUCAAGCUCCUGUUGAGGCUCCCGCUUCCUCCUCUUCCUCCUCCUCCUCCUCCUCCUCCUCCUCGGACCACGAGGGGAGCGACCACGAGAGCGAAGAGAACAACACGUACAGCGCCGAGCUGCAGACGCAGGAACUCAACAACCACCACGAGGAGGAGGAGGAGCGGCUCACCGAGGCCGAGAAGAACCAGCGCCUGCAGAAACAGCUGAUGGCUCUGAGCUCGGAGCUGGCAGAGGCCCGGGACGACAACAAGAAGACCCCCAACGACGUCCUCCACGCCGAGAACGUCCGGGUCGGCCGCGACAAGUACAAGACGCUGCGUCAGAUCCGCAUGGGCAACACCAAGCAGAGGGUCGACGAGUUCGAGGCCUUGUAAAACACCUCAGAGACGUGAAGGAAGACCCCCCCUCGCCCCCCCCAACUCAACAAUGCUUUCUUUAAUUUGAGUGCAUUGUAAUCAAAGUGACGCCUGAGAAGCAAAAAGCGGAUCCCUGUGUGCUGUAAAAAUCAUACCAGUACGUUGGCGUGUUGUCAUUGUACCGAAUUCAGAUUCUCUCAAUGAAUGUCCAGCAUUUGUAAUACGGCAAUUACAAUCAUUCUACUCGUUAAUUCUUGUGUUGAUUAUUUGGGGGAUUUUCACGUCAUGUCUUUAUGUUGCUUGUAUGUACAAAAUACAAUAAAAAAAACAAAAACAC